UUCAGAACAGUUUCUGAAAAUUGUGGGUAAUUACAGAAAUUUAUUAUCUAACGGAAGCAAAAGAGAAAUCGAGGAAUUUCAAAUUACGGAUGAGUUUUAUUUGAAAAUUUUAAGAGGAAAUUCAAAACUUGGACAAUCGAUUUCAGAAGGAUCCAUAUUAUUUUCAUUGAAAAUGGGAGUUAGUCAACGUGUGCCGAAACCUUACGGCAAAAAAUAUGAUGUCAAAAGGUCUAAGCAACCAGAAAAAGCUAAAGGUAAAUUAAACAAAAAGAAUCAAAUAGAAGAUCAAGAAAAUGAGAAAGAAAAUGCAACGCCAAAAAAAUGUCAAGAAACACGUAAAGGAAACUGUGAGAUCGCAAACGUAAAUAUGGAACGUCCCAAAAAGGGUCCUAAAAAGGCAGCUACGAAAUACCAUCAGAAAUAUAAACCUAAAUAUAAACGUGGUAGAGAUAACAAUAGGAAACCAAAUACAAACAAACCCUAUUAUAAUUCUAAUGGUAAUAUCGUCUAUCCAGUGCCGAAGCCAACUGUAUGUAAGCAUCUAAGCACUAAACCGGUUAAAAUGAAAAAACCAAAGAAAAAACCGGUGUUUAAGAAAACUCAUUUACCAAGCCAUGAGCGUAAAAGAAUCAAAAAACCUUUUUCAAGUAAAGCCGAUAAAACAACUGAAAAAGAGAUUCUUGAAAUAUAUAUUCCAAAAACAAAAAAACGUACACAGGGAAAACAAAUAUCUUCUUUGCAACACUUUGCUUUUAACACGAAAAUAAAGCGUCCUGUUAAGAGAAAAGUAAAAAAAUGUGCUAGCCAAAUUGUAUAUCGUCUUCCAAAAAUUGGAAAUACAACUAAAAAGCCAAUGCCAAAAAAUAAAAAAAAGGCACGUAAAAGAAAACAAAAAAAGAGUGAAGGUUUGAAAAAUAGUGAAGGUGUACGUCAAACCCCAAAGGCAAAAAAAGGAAAGCGUAAAACACUAAAAAAAAAGAAAAAAAUCUUAGCUGUAAAGACACCAUCGGUUUUAAGCCAAAAUCGCAAAAGGAUCAAAAAACAUCUUUCGGUCAAAACUAAAAGAAAAAAUUUGUCCAAAAAAAAGUCAUCGAAGAAAGUUCCCGAAAUAAAUUUGCCAAAACCCCCUGUUCAGGCAAAAAAAAGAAAGCCUAAGAAAGCACUAAGAAGAAGGAAGAAGAUUUCAGCGAUAAAAAAGCCGGGGUUAUCGAGCCAAAAUCGCAAAAGGAUCAAAAAACAUCUUUCGGCCAAAACUAAAAGAAAAAAUGUGUCAAAAAAAAAGUCAACGAAAAAAGUUCGUGUAAUAAAUUUGCCAAAGCCCCCUGUUCAGGCAAAAAAAAGAAAGCCUAAGAAAGUACUAAGAAGAAGGAAGAAGAUUUCAGCGAUAAAAAAGCCGGGGUUAUCAAGUCAAAAUCGCAAAAGGAUCAAAAAACAUCUUUCGGCUAAAACUAAAAAGAAAAGGAUGCCAAAAAAAAAGGCAAAGGAAGCUCACGAAAUAUUUUUACCAAAACCCCCUGUUCAGGCAAAAAAAAAACCUAAGAAAGUACUAAAAAAAAAGAAGAAGGUUUCAGCUAUAAAAAAACCUGGGUUAUCAAGCCAAAAUCGCAAAAGGAUCAAAAAACAUCUUUCAGUUAAAACUAAAAAGAAAAUGGUGUCAGAAAAAAAGUCAAAGGAAGCUCACGAAAUAUUUUUACCAAAACCCCCUGUUCAGGCAAAAAAAAAACCUAAGAAAGUACUAAAAAAAAAGAAGAAGAUUUCAGCUAUAAAAAAACCUGGGUUAUCAACCCAAAAUCGCAAAAGGAUCAAAAAACAUCUUUCGGUUAAAACUAAAAAGAGAAGAAUGCCAGAAAAAAAGUCGAAGGAAGUUCACGAAAUAUAUAUGCCAAAACUCCCUGGUCAGAAAACCAAAAAAUCGCUUCUCAAACAUUUUGCAAUAACCCGUACAACCGCUAAGAGAAGCGAAUCUGGAAGAGGUAAUCCAAAAUCUGCCUCUACUAUAGUCUAUCACGUUCCAAAAGUGCUAAAAUCAUAUAAGAGGCCUCGUUUCUCAGCAAUACGAAAACGCAAGACGUACGUAAGAGUUAAAAGACAGGCCAAUAAGAAAAAACGCGUGGGCGCAGUGAUUGUAAAACGUAAACGUGGACGUAAGAAACCAAAAACAAGAAAACGUAAACAUAAGCCAAUUGUUAAGAAACGAAAAAAAAAGGUCAUGGCUAAAAAAAAAUAUAUACCGCGGGGUGGGGGUAGAAAGCCGAAGAUUAACAAAUAUAAACGUAAGCGGCCUGCUCAAAAGAGAAAAAAUAAAAAGGUUUACAAGAAAAAAGUUUUACCGCGCAAUGUCCGCAAAACAAUAAAGAAGCCUUUAACGAAAACUGAGAAGCGCAAUAAAAUCGAGCAGAUUUUUCUUCCGCAUGUCACCCUGCCGAAGAAAAAAUCUGCUCGAUUUUUUGUGUACAAUUCAUACAAAGGCAAGGGAGAAAAUGUCGAGCAGACUGUGUAUCAACUUCCUCCACCACCGAAAACGGGACCUUCUGAUAGAUCGGUCCUUUCAGCGGUAAACAAGAUUGUUAAUGCUCGCAACAACUUUGGUAGGCUAUUAACUAAGCGAAAAAAGGUGGAGAGACAGUCAGUUAACCGUCGUAAAAAAUGGUUGAAACGCAAAAAACCCGCACUUAUAAGAAAAGCCAUGUCAAAAGUCAACAAGAAAAAAAAAGCAAAUGUAGUUCGUCCAGUAACCAAACGAGUCAAGCGAAAGACACCAGCGGUGGUAAAGAAGGCUUGGCGCAAAAUCCAUAAGAAAAGAAAAGCUAAAGCACUUCGCCGUAAACUCCCCAAACGAAAGCAGCAAAGUGCGAAACUAGUGCUGAAAACAACUGAUGGGCAUGGAUUAGACAUGUGCGAAAAAAGUGAAACUGACAUUCCUCAGGAAGUAAAGAACUUGGACCCGCACACACAGUUUGUCUAUAAACUCGUUACUCGUUUACCGGUCGAAAGUAAAGUCAUAGUGAUGGGAAAAAUAAAUAGCAAGCCCUUUAAAAAAUUACUACAGACGGUCGAUAUAAUCAAAAAAUGCGAUGAGAUUGACUUUGCUCAGACAUCUUUCAAAUCGAACAGCUAUGAUCUAUUAAUAUAUAACCACACAUUAUAUGGGCAAGACUUUCAAACUCUUAUUUUAGAAGCGAAUAGGCUAAUUAAAAACGGUGGUCAACUUGCUAUAAUCGACGUUUAUUCAGAUCAGGACAAUGAAAAACAAUUUUUGCAAUCAAUGGCCGAUGCCGGAUUUUUAUUAAUACGACAGAAUAUCGCAAAUAAAACAACUUGGGAGUAUGUCUUCGAAAAAAUAAAACGUGUGGCUAAGUCAGUGUAUUUGCAACCGUUCACUUUGGCGGUUGCCAAAUAUCGCAGGCCCAUAGACCAUUUCAAAUAAACAAUUUAAGUUAUCUACUAUUUUAAAUUUAAAUUUAAAUUUAAAUG
This is a messenger RNA of Teleopsis dalmanni, 3474 nucleotides long. Its product is annotated as titin-like. Bases 173 to 3427 code for a protein of 1084 amino acids. Gene Ontology annotation, cellular component: rDNA heterochromatin; chromatin silencing complex; nucleolus. Lineage: Eukaryota; Metazoa; Arthropoda; Insecta; Diptera; Diopsidae. The record is from RefSeq and is a predicted model, not a curated record. Gene Ontology annotation, molecular function: methyltransferase activity. The transcript has 11 exons. Gene Ontology annotation, biological process: rDNA heterochromatin formation; cellular response to glucose starvation; regulation of transcription by glucose.